Vollenhovia emeryi is the source of this 1463-nucleotide messenger RNA. RefSeq lists its product as uncharacterized. The annotation marks the transcript as partial. The transcript has a single exon. The record is from RefSeq and is a predicted model, not a curated record. NCBI's taxonomy places the organism in Eukaryota, Metazoa, Arthropoda, Insecta, Hymenoptera, Formicidae.
AUGCAACUCAUCUCGACACUAAAGACUGUCACCGACAGCGAAGACCAAGGCUCACAAAUCACCUUCGACGAUUGCGCAACCAAGAUACUCGGACUCAAAUGGCUCCCUCAAGAAGAUACCUUUGCAUUCUCACCCCGAAGCUCUCGCUCGGAAGGCAGACUCACAAAACGCCUCGUCUUAUCUGAAGUGGCUCAGAUAUUCGAUCCACUUGGCUUUGCAUCACCCGUCGUGAUCAAGGCCAAAAUUCUCUUGCAGGAGCUGUGGCUGCACAAGCUCCAAUGGGAUGAUCCACUGCCAUCCCAGCUCUCAGCCCGGUGGCUCAUCAUCAGAGAAGAACUCACAAGCUUGGCCAAGCUCUCAAUACCACGGUGGCUCAACACGUGGAGCGACUCGCAAGUGGAACUUCAUGGAUUCUCUGAUGCUUCCCAAUUGGCAAUGGCUGCAGUCAUAUACAUAUCCGUUCACGACUCAAACGGCGCCACGUUUUCACUUGUGUGCUCCAAGAAUAAGGUAGCACCUCUCCAGCGGCUCUCAAUCCCGCGACUUGAAUUCAAGAGUGAUCUACUGCUCUCUCGACUCAUGCAAUACGUCAAAGCCACUUUGAACAUGGACGUAACGGCAACUCACAUGUGGACGGAAUCUCUAGUGACACUUUCAUGGAUCACCUCUGUGAAAGGUUCAUGGAUCAGAUCUCAUGCAUCACGCUGGAAGGAUUUUGUCAGGAACCGGGUGGCUCAAAUUCGAGAACUCACUCCAGCUGCUCACUGGAGAUACAUACCUGGAAUUUCCAACCCGGCUGAUUGCGCAUCACGAGGCCUCACGACCACACAACUUCAAAACCACGCACUCUGGUGGACGGGACCACCAUGGAUAAUCAAUUCAGACUCAUGGCCGUCGCAACCAGCACUCUCUGACGAGAUGAGUGCUACAGAAGCUCGCCCAGGCGUUUCGCUAUUGACGGUUACGCCAAAGGCUGAAUAUCAAUGGGACCUCAUCCACAGGUACUCAAACCUCACUAAACUAUUGAGGAUUACAGCUCUCUGUUUCAGAUUCGUCUCACGGUUGAGGAAAGUCCACGACUCAUGGCCUGUCAGCUCUCCAGAGACCUUGGAGAAAGCGAGGCUCUUCUGGAUUCAGGCCACUCAAGCAACGUACUUCUUGCACGAGCUCAAGGCAUUACAGGCAGACUCCCCGUUGGCGAAGGCACACGCAUUCAACAGAUUGACUGCGUACAUCGACGCUCAAGGAGUUAUUCGCGUCGGCGGACGACUCGCUCACGCAGCUCUCGUAUUCGAUGCGACACAUCCUGUAAUCUUGCCUCGUCACUCUCAGCUGUCGUCACUUAUCAUCGCUCACGCCCAUCAACGGACUCUACAUGGAGGCACGCAACUUACGCUGUCGCACAUCCGAAAACGAUACUGGAUUCUCGGCGGAAGGGCUCCUGUCAAGUCUCACAUUCUGCG